Messenger RNA from Vollenhovia emeryi, 2272 nucleotides. RefSeq names its product sodium-dependent nutrient amino acid transporter 1-like. Gene Ontology annotation, molecular function: L-amino acid transmembrane transporter activity. The transcript is spliced from 10 exons. Gene Ontology annotation, biological process: sodium ion transmembrane transport. The coding region runs from base 121 to 1971 and encodes 616 amino acids. Gene Ontology annotation, cellular component: membrane. NCBI's taxonomy places the organism in Eukaryota, Metazoa, Arthropoda, Insecta, Hymenoptera, Formicidae. The record is from RefSeq and is a predicted model, not a curated record.
AUUCUUUAAGCAGUCCGUCAAAGACUGCCGGCUGGCUAAGACGCGCGCAAAAUUCGAGAGAAAAAAAAAAGAGAGCCAAGUAGUGGACGAUAACACGCCUCGUGCCGCAACGGAGCCAGCAUGGGUCACAUGAACAUUCGCAAUUAUGUGACCGACGCCGGCGGAACCCCCGGUAUAUUCAAGCUGUCCGUCCCGUCGCCGAGCGGCGGAAACGAGCCCGAAGGCAGAAUCUCAACGUCGGUGAAGGAGGAGGACGAGAAUGCGAGGGCGCAAUGGGGAAACGGGCUGGAGUUCCUCAUGUCCUGCGUGGCGUUCUCGGUCGGCCUCGGGAACGUCUGGCGGUUCCCGUACACGGCUUACGAGAACGGCGGCGGCGCCUUCCUGGUCCCCUACGUAGUUGUACUUUUCAUCAUCGGCAAACCCUUCUACUACAUGGAGAUGAUCCUCGGGCAGUUCACCAGCAGAUCCUGCGUGCAGAUCUGGUCGGUGUCGCCCGCGUUUCAAGGUAUCGGCUACGGCGUAGCGGUGUCGGUGUUCUCCGUCAUCACCUAUUAUUGCGCCCUUAUGGCCCUGACGCUCUACUACUUGGUCGCCAGCUGCCAGUCGGUGCUCCCGUGGUCCUAUUGUUGGGAGGAAUGGGGCGGCGCGUGUUUCAAUGGCUCGUCGAUCGGCGAGCAAGCGAGAAACGGAAGCAGAAGUUCCGCCGAUCUCUAUUUCAGAGAAUACGUCCUUAAUGAAACGGGGAUCGAGGAUGGACUCGGACUGCCCUCGUGGAAGCUGGUCCUCACGUUGCUAGCCAGCUGGAUAUUCGUCUACGUGGUGAUCUGCAAGGGUGUGAAGAGCACCGGGAAGGCGGCCUAUUUCCUGGCCCUCUUCCCAUACGUCGUCAUGAUCAGCCUUCUGGUGAGGGCGGUAACGCUGGACGGAGCCGUGGACGGCAUCGUCUUUCUCUUCAAGCCCACGUGGCACAAGAUCCUGGAGCCGGCGGUCUGGUACGCCGCCGUCACGCAAUCGUUCUUCUCCCUCGGCGUGUGCUUCGGCGCGGUGACCAUGUAUUCCUCCUACAACAGCUUCGAACACAACGUAUCGAGGGACUGCAUGAUCGUGACGAGUCUGGAUCUUUGCACCAGCUUGAUGGCGGGCGCGACCAUCUUCGGAAUCCUGGGCAAUCUCGCCCACGAGAUCGGCAGCAACGAUAUCGGGAGCGUUGUGCGCGCCGGGACAGGCCUCGCCUUCGUGUCCUAUCCGGAAGCCCUGGCGAAAUUCACGGUGGUACCGCAGCUCUUCGCCGUGCUCUUCUUCCUGAUGCUCUUCGUGCUGGGCAUAGGCACUACCGUUGCCUUCUGCAAUGUCAUCAUCAGCAUCAUCAAGGACCAAUUCCCGCGGCUUGAUCAGUGGAAGAUCGCCGCCGGCGUUGCGAUCCUCGGAUUCUCCAUCGGCGUCGUUUAUUGCACGCCCGGCGGCCAGUACAUUCUCAACUUGGUAGAUUACUUUGGCGGCACCUUCAUUAUCGUGUUUUUAGCUUCCUUCGAAAUGAUCGCCAUUGCCUGGGUGUACGGCGUCGACAAUUUCAUGGACGAUGUUGAGUUCAUGGUAGGACGGCGGCCGUUCUUUUACUGGAGAUUCUGUUGGUGUUAUUUAACUCCCUUGUUUCUGUUCACUAUCUUGAUUUACUUCCUGAUCGAUAUAACACCGCUCAUGUACAAUGACGAAUACUAUCCAACGUCCGCAUACGUUGCGGGUUGGACGCUUUUGGCUUUAGGAAUCCUUCCGUUUCCCUUGGGCAUAAUCAUUGUUGGAUUUCGGAAUAGAGACAAGCCGUGCUCGAGUAUGUUCGAGCCGAGCGCCGAUUGGGGUCCGAAAGACCUAAAGAAAUACAAUGAAUGGAGGGAUUUUAAGCAUUCAAAAAGGAUAUCGCGUGCGUGCGCGAAGAAAUCGAAAAUUAUAGCAGCGCUGUUUGGCAAAGAUUGACAAUGACAAUCAUUUAAAUAGUAUGAGAAUCAAUUAAUAUAUUUGUUCAUUAUUCGGAUUGUUCGUGUGAAGAUAAUCGCAUAGCGAUCGAGUGAAAGGAUUCUUAAUAACAUUGGCAGCUCUUUGUCACGUAUCGUGUUGCACACAGUGCAACAUUACACAUAAGAAUUACGGGAACUAAGCGAGAGCUAAGUUUUAAGCAUACUACUAUAAAUUUUUUAAAUAUAAAUAUACAACUUCAUGCGGAUUGAUAAUUUCUUUGUAUUAUUAAUUUAAUUUAAAAAAUAUAUAAUUAUGGGGU